This is a messenger RNA of Sander lucioperca (pikeperch), 1049 nucleotides long. RefSeq names its product ATPase H+ transporting V1 subunit G1 (gene atp6v1g1). Gene Ontology annotation, molecular function: proton-transporting ATPase activity, rotational mechanism. Gene Ontology annotation, biological process: proton transmembrane transport. Lineage: Eukaryota; Metazoa; Chordata; Actinopteri; Perciformes; Percidae. The transcript has 4 exons. Gene Ontology annotation, cellular component: vacuolar proton-transporting V-type ATPase complex. Bases 161 to 517 code for a protein of 118 amino acids. The record is from RefSeq and is a predicted model, not a curated record.
AAAAAAAAAACAUGAGCCUCCGCGUGACCAAGUCACGUGAGCGGCCCGCAGCGUGACGUGCCAUCAGCUGACUGCCGUCAACAGAGGAAGAAGACGAGGAGCCGUCCGUCGACCUUCACCUCCUGAAUCUGUCCGUGUGUCGCAGUGUCUGAGACCCAGCAUGGCGAGCCAGUCCCAGGGCAUCCAGCAGCUGCUGCAGGCCGAGAAGAGGGCCGCGGAGAAGGUGGCCGAGGCCCGCAAGCGUAAGAACCGUCGUCUGAAGCAGGCUAAAGAAGAGGCCCAGGCUGAGAUAGAGCAGUACCGUCUGCAGAGAGAGAAGGAGUUCAAGACCAAAGAGGCUGCCGCCCUCGGUUCCCAUGGCAACAGUGCGGUGGAGGUGGACCGUGACACGGUGGAGCGUAUGAGUCACAUCCAGGCUAGUUACCGCGGUAACCGGGAGGCGGUGCUGGGAGAGCUGCUUCGCCGCGUCUGCGACAUCCAGCCCGAGUUCCACGCCAACUACCGCGUGGCGGGGUAAAGGGGGCGGGGCUAACACAGGAGACACAGGACGUUAGCAACGUUAGCUUCGUUAGCUUCAGUCACAGCUAAAAACCUUUUUAAGUUUAUCUGGAAAAGUGUUUUAUUUUGAAGGAUCGAAGCUUGUCACUUCCUGUUCCUGCUCCGAACACGUUCCUAAAUGUUGUUACUGUGUUGAUGUUUACGAAGUAUUUAUAUACAUAAAUACAUAUACAUAAGAGGUAAUUUCUUUAAAUUAAAUGUUUCCUGAAUCUAACAAAAUAAAAGUCUCUGAGCUUCGAAGAGAAAAUCAGCCAAUCAGGAUCCAGGAAAAAGAAUAACUGACUCUAACUGAAGCUGAUUGGCUGUUUUUUCCUCUGACCUCUCCUCCAAUCAGGAGCCACAGUUAGUCUCUGCUCUCACCUGAUUGGCUGGAGGAAGUCCAAAGGCUUUUAUUGUGAAACUCCUGCAGUUUUUUGAUUGUUUUCUGUGACUUCCUGUUGAUGUUUGUGAAGUGAUGAUGAAAUAAUAAACUGAGUGUUGAUUGGCUGAAA